CGACCCACCGCCGCUCGAUGUGUUGCAUGUUUGGGAUUGUUGUGAUGGGAAGAGACGGCCAUCUUGGAUGAGCGCUGGACGACGGCGAUCUGUUAACAGUUGAGCUAACGUUAGCUUCCUCCGACUUGAGCGCCCGUAAUCCCCCUCCCAGUACUAUGUCCUUUGAACGUUACAUUCCAUCGAUAGUCUUUAUUUGAGUGGAUACGAUGGGGGAAAGCGGGCGUUUAAUUGGAUAAAUUGCGAGAGGUCGACGGCGGCGCGUCUCCUCUGUUGUGUAUAUAUGCUUUACAUUUCUGGAUAAAGGAGUGACUAUGAAUGGAGGAUAAAUGUUGCCAAAGGCUGACCGCAGCAGUUUCGUCCUCUUCUCUCUGCUCUUUGGCCUCACAUUAGCGGACCCACCACGGCCAGAGCAACGCUGCAGUCCCGGGCAGUUUGCCUGCCGCAGCGGGAAGAUGCAGUGUAUCCCCAUGUCGUGGCAGUGUGACGGCUGGACGGCGUGUGAGGACCAGAGCGACGAGAUGGACUGCCCCCCAAUAAAGGAAGAACGGUUUCGUUUCGGCCAAGGUUAUGACCAGGAUGAUGACGUCAUGGGCGUGGCUCAGCCUGUGCGCUUCAACAAGAAAUGCCCCAGCGGGUGGCACCACUACGAGAAGACGGCGAGCUGCUACAAAGUGUACCAGCGCAGCGAGGACUACUGGCAGGCCGUGGACACGUGUCAGAAAGUCAACGGCUCGCUGGCCACCUUUGUCACCGACGAGGAGCUGCAGUUCAUCCUGAAGAUCGAGGUGGACUUUGAAGACCAAGAGUGCGAGCGCAGAGACCAGUGCAAGUUCUGGGUAGGAUACCAGUAUGUGAUCACCAAUCAGAACCACUCCCUGAAGGGCCGCUGGGAGGUUGCUUAUAAAGGGCCCAUGCAGGUGUUUCUGCCACCCGAGGGUCUCGCCAAUUUGGGCGAAGCAUCCCUCAGCCAGGACAACGUCUUCUGCGCCCAGCUCCAGCGAUUCCAGCUUAAAGGCAUGAACGAGCGAGGCCUGCACAGCUGGCACGCCGAGAACUGCAACAAGCAGUUCCCCUUCCUCUGCAAGCGCAGACAAACCUGCGUGGACAUCAAAGACAACGUGGUGAACGAGGGCUACUACUUCACGCCCAAGGGCGACGACCCGUGCCUGAGCUGCACGUGUCACGACGGCGAGCCCGAGAUGUGCGUGGCAGCGCUGUGCGAGCGGCCGCAGGGGUGCCAGCACUUCCGCAAGGACCCUAAAGAGUGCUGCAAGUUCACCUGCCUGGAUCCAGAUGGAAACAGUCUGUUUGACUCCAUGGCAAGCGGGAUGAGACUGAUCGUCAGCUGCAUCUCGUCCUUCCUCAUCCUCUCACUGCUUCUCUUCAUGGUGCACAGGCUGAGACAGCGGCGGCGAGAACGCAUCGAAACGCUCAUCGGAGGAAACUUGCACCACUUCAACCUUGGAAGACGCGUCCCGGGUUUCGACUACGGCCCGGACGUCUUCGGGACCGGCCUCACUCCCCUGCAUUUGUCCGACGACGGCGAGGGUGGCGCUUUCCACUUCCAGGAGCCUCCCCCGCCAUACGUGGCCUACAAGUAUCCCGACAUCCAGCACCCGGACGACCCCCCUCCUCCGUACGAGGCCUCCAUCAACCCAGACAGCCUCCUUUACGUGGACCUCGGACACGGCGGCAUCGCCAUGAUACCAAGCCACAUGACCGGCAUGGUGGACGGACUCCAGGUCGCCGACGUGCCCGACGCCCCUGUAAACGUCCCCGUGCCGCACCCCCUGCCGCCGUUGACCCAGGAGAGGGAGGACUCCAUCGACAGCAGCACCCUCCUGGUUGGGCCCGACACCCCGACGGAUGGCCACGCCCCCGCGGCGCCAGACUGCGCCACGUCCCUCAGCACAGUAGUAUAAGACUACAGGGGAGUUGUACAGACAUAUCAGAGCAGAGAGGACUGUUUGUGUACAGAACACUCAUGGAAGGCUGCUUUUAUACUGAUCGCUCCAGAGGCCCACGUGUAAAUACGUCAUCCGGGGCGACGGUGGCGUGUCUUUUCCCCCAUCAUGCUUAGUUUUUGAGCGAGAGCGCCACCGCUAUCGUCUCGCUUUCCUCCUGGACUGCUGCGUGUGUGGCCGUGUCGCCACACAAAAGGGUUUGACGGUGUUUUCUUCUCGCGCACACAGGUAGUGACGUUAAUGUGGUACCAGGCUUAGUUUUCUUUGCUUAGAACAGUGGUUCUUAACCUUGUUGGAGGUACCGAACCCUACCAGUUUCAUAUGCACAUUCACCGAACCCUUCUUUAGUGAAAAUGUAUUUUAUUUUUUGGAAUUCAAGACAAAGUUAUAUGUUUUUGGUGACACUUUACUAUAGGGAACAUAUUCUAAGUAACAGAGACUUAAUUUAGAGUUAUUUGGAGACUAGGGGAACAUAUUUUAAUUAACAACUACUUAAUUUAGAGUUAUUUGGUUAGGGUUAGGGGUAACAAAGACUUAAUUUAGAGUUAUUUGGUUAGGGUUAGGGUCAGGGUUAUAAUAAGGCCAUGCCGAAUAAAGCAUUAAUAAGUACUUAAUAAUGACUAGUUAAGAGCCAAUAUGUUACUAAUUUGCAUGUUAAUAAGCAACUAAUUAAUGGUGAAUAUGUUCCCCAUACUAAAGUGUUACCAUGUUUUUUUUUAACUGGUGCACAAAAUGAACCGUGCAUGAACAUCACCUUGUUCAAAGAACAAAACCAACACAGUGCAUAAACUCACAACAAAUUACACACCCGCAAAUCAGUCUGACUUCCGCUAUUACCGUAUCCGUACCACGCCGAUAGGGAGAAGUUUUUAUUUACGCGAUGAGUCGGGUGUGUUUUGACCUCCGCCGAACCCCUGAGGCCGACUCACAGAACCCAGGUUAAGAACCACUGGCUUAGAAGGAGCAUGAACUCCACAUGAGUCCUUUUUGACAAACUCGGUCCAUAGCUUCCAUUCAUGGUGUUGCGUUAGCGCCCCCCUGUGGAUAGUUUGCUAACUGAAGCAUGUUUCGUGCACGCUUGUCCCUCUUUUCUUUUCGUAACAUCAUCUUGACGGUUAGAAAAGCCAACGAGUUAGGAACGCCCUUCAUGACGACAAUCCUUCCACCUGCCAACCAUUAUUUGAUUCAUUCGUGCUUUUUACCCCCUCCCCCUUGUUUUGGCUUUGACAAUCCUCCUUCAGACCCUCCAGAGAAUAUUGCAUGUUCUUGAGAUGGUGUUUUUCUUUGUUUUAUCACUACAUUUGUUUGCUUGUCUGCAGUCAGUGCAUGUUUGUUUUUGUUUUUUUCCCCCCAUGCGUGGUGAUACUUUCUUUGGUUUCCUUUUUAAUUUGAAACGACAUCCUAAUCUCCGGAUGCACGCAGCACCACAUUGUCCACGGUAGUUUGUGCUAAGGUGACGACUGGACUGAUUUUACUGGCUUUUUGUCUUUUACGUGGCAGCCUGUGGACUAAACAAUGCUCUGUUUGUACGGGGGGUUGUGUUUUCUGAGGUAGAUGUACGUCUAAUCAAAUGCCAAAUAAACGACACCUUGCAGGAUGA
This is a messenger RNA of Entelurus aequoreus (snake pipefish), 3564 nucleotides long. Its product is annotated as integral membrane protein DGCR2/IDD-like. Gene Ontology annotation, molecular function: protein binding. NCBI's taxonomy places the organism in Eukaryota, Metazoa, Chordata, Actinopteri, Syngnathiformes, Syngnathidae. The coding region runs from base 327 to 1922 and encodes 531 amino acids. The transcript is spliced from 10 exons. The record is from RefSeq and is a predicted model, not a curated record. Gene Ontology annotation, cellular component: membrane.